Molecule: messenger RNA, 1575 nt
Organism: Cryptomeria japonica (Japanese cedar)
Lineage: Eukaryota; Viridiplantae; Streptophyta; Pinopsida; Cupressales; Cupressaceae
Product: transcription factor bHLH35
Exons: 4
Coding region: 145-1284 (379 amino acids)
Biological process (GO): regulation of DNA-templated transcription
Cellular component (GO): nucleus
Molecular function (GO): protein dimerization activity; DNA-binding transcription factor activity; sequence-specific DNA binding
Source: RefSeq, a predicted model, not a curated record
AAUUACGAGAAAAACGGAAGGAUGUGAGAUCGAGUAAAAUAAGACAAGUUGAAGCGAGCAUUAACUUUAAUAAAUAUAAAUUUGUUGCAGAAGAAAAGGGUGCUUCAUGCCACCAGGUCCAAUGACAAAUUUAUAGAUUUUUUUAUGCUCAAAGUUCAGGAUAAAAAGCGGGCGAGUCAGUGGGCAAGGCAGCAAAAUAUUUUCUUGUGGUGUGGUCAGGUUGAGUUGCAUUCACACCUGAAAGGGAACCCUCCAUUUCAGUCCAUUUUCAGAAUCAUAUCAAUGGAGACUCACAGAUCAGGAGAAAAGGCCAGUAAUAACAAUAAUCACUCAUUUCUGGAUUUCAAUGGAAUACUGCCUGGCCAUUUGGUGGAAUCCAUGGAAGAAUAUGAUGGACUUCUGUUGACAGAUCUCGACUGUGUGACAGAGCAUGGAUGGACCUGCUUUGCCACCGACAACUUGUGGACUUCUCACGACUUGCCUGCAAAGGCAAAUCUUGAGACCCUAGCCAUGGAAAGCCCCUCCGAGCUUGUUCAGUCACAGCAGCCCUAUGUCUUCGGUUCGAGUCCCCAGGGAGGCAAAAGCAGUGGAGAUACUGUCAAAUGUGGAUAUUCUUCUGAGGACACGGAAAAUAUGAAUGAGGAAGAUAAAGGAUCGGUUAAAUCGAGUCAGUCUGCUCGUUCUUCCGAAUGCAGGACUUUGAUCUCUGAGAGAAGACGGCGCGGCCGCCUGAAUGAGAGGCUUUAUGCUCUGCGCGCCCUUGUUCCCAAAAUCACUAAGAUGGAUAAAGCUUCAAUAGUGGGGGACGCAAUCAGCUAUGUGCAGGACUUGCAGAAACAAGUGAAGGACAUUCAGGCUGAGAUCUCGCAGCUUGAAUCUGACGUCAUGCACAAAGAUUCUCCGUUUGUUGACGGAAAUUCAGUGGUGACUGAUGUCGAUCUUGAAAUUCCUUCAUAUGAAAUUAGUAGCAUUAGUAGCACUGUCAAGAAACCAGGCCGAAAAGUAAUUCUCGAACUGGAUGUUUCCAAGGUCGAGGAGAGCAUAUUUCAUUUACGGAUCUACUGCAAGAAAGGGCCAGGCGUGCUCAUUGAUCUGACGAAAGCUCUUGAAUCCCUUCACCUGGAUUUUCAGAAUGCCAAUCUCACGUCAUUUGACGGCCAGAUUAUCAAAUCAGCCAUUAUUAAGAUGAACAAAUUUGGUGCAGAAAUGGACAGCGAAGCAGUGAAACGAAUUAUUUUGGAAGCUGCAGCAAACUACGGUUUUGAAACAGCAUUAAACACAUGAUGUUCAAAAGCUUAAGGAUUCUCUUUGAUUACAUUAUCAAAAACGGAAAGCAAUUUGUAUUUAGUCCUAUUUCCUCAACAAGGAAACUGUGACAUUGUAAAAUUAUAAGUUCUUACACCAUUUUUUAAUCAUGGUGAAUGUAAAGAACAGAAGUUCAUAUCUAGAAUUCCCCUUUUCAGUGGCCAUUGUUAAUGUAAUUUAGCAAGAAAAAUCUCUUUAAAAAGAGAUUUCAUUAUUAUGUACAUAUUGCAUUUAAAUCAUAAAUUUAAUAAAUAACAAAUGUUUUGAAAA